Messenger RNA from Fusarium oxysporum Fo47, 1726 nucleotides. RefSeq names its product general substrate transporter. Gene Ontology annotation, biological process: carbohydrate transport; transmembrane transport. The record is from RefSeq and is a predicted model, not a curated record. NCBI's taxonomy places the organism in Eukaryota, Fungi, Ascomycota, Sordariomycetes, Hypocreales, Nectriaceae. The transcript has 4 exons. Gene Ontology annotation, molecular function: carbohydrate:proton symporter activity. The coding region runs from base 1 to 1611 and encodes 536 amino acids. Gene Ontology annotation, cellular component: membrane.
AUGCUGGGUCAGAGGUCUAUCAAGGUGAAUGGCGCCGACUGCGGCAUCGAGUCCAUCAUCUUGGGCAUUAUCACGUCCAUCGGUGGAUUCCUUUUCGGUUACGAUACUGGGCAGAUUAGUUCUAUGCUCCUCUUCCGAGACUUUAUAGAUCGCUUCGCAACCGGUUAUGACUAUGAUAAGAACGAAAAGGUCUUUGUGCCUAUUAUCCAGUCGACCAUGGUCAGUCUCAUGAGUAUAGGAAGCUUGAUCGGUGCUCUAUCCGGUGCCUACACUUCUGAUUGGUGGGGACGUCGAAAGAGCAUGACCUUCGGAGUCGCCUUGUUCAUUAUUGGUAAUGUCAUUCAGAUCACGGCGAUGGAAUCGUGGAUUCAUAUGAUGAUGGGUCGAUUUGUUGCCGGUCUUGGUGUUGGUAACCUCUCCGUCGGUGUUCCCAUGUUCCAGUCCGAAUGCGCCCCUCGCGAAAUCCGUGGUGCCGUCGUCGCCUCCUACCAACUCAUGAUCACAAUCGGUAUCCUGGUUUCCAACAUUGUCUGUCUCGGCCUCAAGAAGAUCGAUCACAGCGACGCAUCCUGGAGAAUCGUCAUUGGCCUCGGCAUUGGCUUCUCUCUCCCUCUCGGUAUCGGUAUCCUGUGUGUCCCCGAGUCUCCUCGAUGGCUCGCCUCCAAGGGCGACUGGGAGGGUGCUCAGAUCUCACUUGGACGUCUUCGCGGUAUGAAAAAUAAGCUUGAUCACCCUCUUGUCCAGGACGAUCUGAACGAAAUGCGCGGCAUCCUCGAGAAGGAGAAGCAAGUCGGCCAGGGCGGCUGGCUCGAGUGCUUCAACCCCAAGAGCGGAGUUCCCAAGCUCGUCUGGCGCACAUUCCUCGGUUUCUUCAUCCAUUUCCUCCAGCAGUGGACCGGUGUCAACUACUUCUUCUACUAUGGCGCCACCAUCUUCAAGUCUGCUGGAAUUGAGGACCCUAUCCAAACACAGCUCAUCCUGGGUGCUGUCAACGUUGGUACUACUUUCGCGGGUCUCUGGUUCGUCGAGAGAUUUGGGCGUCGUUGGCCUCUGCUCAUCGGUGCUAUUUGGCAAGCUGCCUGGCUAUGCGUGUUUGCUUCGAUUGGUACGGCUAUCAAUCCCGAGACAAACAGCACAGUCGGUAUCGUUCUUAUCGUCUGCGCGUGCAUGUUUAUUGCAUCUUUCGCCAGUACCUGGGGUCCCAUGGCUUGGGUCGUCAUAGGAGAGACCUUCCCUCUCCGUACUCGUGCCAAGCAAGCCGCUAUCGCUACUGCCGGUAACUGGCUUGGUAACUGGAUGAUCGCUUUCCUCUCUCCUAUCGCCGACGCUGGCAUCAAGUAUGCUUUUGGCUUCGUCCUGGUUGGAACCAACCUGGCUGCUGCUCUUCUCAUCUGGUUCUUCCUCUUCGAAUCUCGACAACUCAGUCUGGAGAAUGUCGAUCUCAUGUAUGGUCAGGAGGGUCUUAAGGCUUGGAACAGUCAUAAGUGGGUCCCACCUGGAUACAUCACCCGUGCCCAGAGAGAUGAGGCCGUCUUCCGCGGAAAUGACAAGGGUAGAAAUAGCGAGUCUCACUCUGGAGAGGAUUCUCGUGUUGAGAAGAUUGAUGCUUAGAGAGAAAGGCUGCUUGAGAAUAUUUGUGCAAGCACUGGAUGCAUACGCGGCGUUCGUUAUGGUUUUGUCACUAUAGUUAUCAUACGGAGUUGGCCAGUUUGACGUAAGAAAUGCG